CAUGGCGACUCUAUGUAGGGUAUUGAGGAAAAGUUUGUUGAAAAAUUCACUUUUUCAAGCCUCUAAAUGUUUAGGAAUUCGAAGUUUUUCGGUGGAUGUAGACGAUAAUGUAUCAGGGAUCACAUCUGAGCAAAAACAGGUUCGUUUUAAGACAUUUGUUGUCAUCAAAACACCGUUCGUUGGUAACUACGUCUUUUCUUGCGUGUAAAGUCGUUCGAUCUUAUGCAAUUCCUGACACACCUCCGACACACCUCCAGUCCUCUGCUCUCAAGCCUGAUUUCCUCAAGGUUGAAAAAUCUCUUACGAUUUUAUGUUUUUCUGUUUUUCGGUGGAUAAAACAAAUUCGCCAACCUUCUCAAUUGCUCGAGAAAAAAUUUUGAGGUACAUGUGUAUGCAGAAAAUAUAUUCGUUCCCUCUAGUCGUUUUGGUCACUCACAGAGCUUCCCACCCUAAAUCGGUUAAAUUCCAGAAAAGCAAACAAUUUAAAAAUGGUAGUUAGGUGAUAUCCUCUACCAUUAAAGGGAGACAGCCGAAAAAGGACAAAAAACACAAUCUAACUUGUUGUGUUAAAUGCCAAUAUCAAAUAGCUUCAUGAUCUUUGAUCAGCGUGGGCAGAAGUUUCUCAGGACAUACACGUAGUAAAACGUUCACUGAGGCUACGAUAACAAUUCUACCACAUUGGAGUAUGAAUUUGAUAUUUUCUCGAACAAUGCUUCAUUUUGUUUUAGAAAUGAACAACGUUUUUAGACUCGUCACUUGAACACCUGUUAAUUCUGAUCAACACCUUCAUGGUGUUGUUGUAAACGAACAGUACUUUAGUGAGAAAGGUUUCUCAACUUUAUUACCUAUUUACAGUCUGUAAGUCUGAUCUUUAAAGUAUUUGUCUUUUCAGUCAACAUGACUCUUGAUUUCAGGCGACACACUUUGUGUUUACAUCAGUUAAAACAAAUAAAUUCCGUAUUGCUGCAGGUCUGUACAGUAAUAGGUCACAGAAGAUGUCAAAUUGUGGUAAGAACUUCAAUGACAUAUGUGUACUGGGCCACAUCAUGCGUGCCGCGUGCCCCUUAUUUGUUAUUACCACAUUUUAACAUCAUUUGUGAUCUACUGUGGAACAGAAAUGCAGCAACAUGGAAUCUAUUUAUUAAUUACAGAGUAGAUCAUAUUACUCAGAGAAAAGAAGUGAGAGGUUGUUCCCUCACUCAAAAAAGGAAUAGAAAUUUUAUGACAGCCAGAGUCCUUGGUUUUUUACAUGUAGCUGAAAUUCAUGCAGCCUGUAAACAAGUUCUUUAUAUAAUCAUGGAAAUGUAAGCUAUAUGAAACUGUAUAUUCUUUCCAACAGUUAAGAGAGACGGUCAGCAACUUCUGUCAGAAGGAAUUAGCCCCAUAUGCUGAUCAAAUUGAUAAAGAAAAUAACUUUUUACAGUUAAGGGUAAGUUCACCAGUGAGAAGACCAUCUACUGAUCUAUGUGAUUUCAUGAUUUGUAUUUUGUCUAUACAGUUAAUUCUUUCUAAAAGUGGCGCCCCAAGACGAGUGUUUAUAUGAAGGAUGGAACUUUUCUUUUAGUUGGUUAAUCAGCUAUAAGUUGAUGAGGCAAAUGAAUUGCUACAAUAAAUUUUGAAAAGAUAAUCAUAGCUACGGCAGAUUACCUUAAAAGGGAAACCUCCAUUCCAUCAGAAAAGUUGUACUUAAAAUAUACAAACUGUAUCUUUAAUUAUUUUUAAGUGUCAAAGGUUUUCAUACAUUAUACCUAUAACUAUGGAAAUAGAAGUUACUGUACUUAAAAUGAGUAAUGAGUACUUCAGCACUGUAAAUGUUCAAUACAAUUAUUUAUUUUUCAAUUUCCAGGAUUUCUGGAAAAAUCUUGGUCACUUAGGACUUUUAGGAAUAACAGUCCCAGGUUUGUAACUCCUAAUUUGCCUGUUAUGUAGUAGUUAUGAUAAAGAAGUUAAUCAUGCCAAGACACCUUUGCCACUUGUAAUAGCUCUCUGUUGAGUUUUAUCAACUGACCUUUAAAGCAAUAUAUAUAUUUGACCCUUUUGAAGAGCAGCAAAUUCUGUGCAAAUUACUCCAAUGUGUUGGACAAAACAACCCUCCUAAUAUUUCAAAAUUAUGAUUUACCAAGUUUACAUUCACUCUUAAUCUUUAAUCUUUAAUCACAGUUCGUAACCAUACAUCGAACAAAAGUACAAAAAUGGUUGAAUAUCAAUUUUGGGAUUAUUACCUAAUUGAUCUGAUACCAAAUUCUCCAAACUAAAAUAAUGAGAAUCAUUUGGCAGACAGUAAGGAUAAUUACUAAUGAGAUCUUGGGAGUUAAAGGGUUAAGAAAGGUCAAGUUAGUAAUCAAGCUUAACAACUCACCUGACCAGAGCCUAUUCCAGUUUUCAUGGAUUGCAGCACAGCGUUUUGUCAGGCUACCCCAAACAGUUCAGCAGUACCCAUUUAGUACUAUUGAGACAGGCACUGUGAGAGUUGAACUGUAAGUGUCUUGUCCAAGAACACAAUGAGACCCCCAGGUCUUGAAGCUAGACAUCUCAAGUGUGAAUCCAUGAGUGUGCUAGCUGUUUAUUAAGGCCGCUACAUUUGUUUCCCCCAUGGGAAUUGUCAACCUGACACUUCCUGUUAUUGCCACCAAAAUGAGUUGUUUAUUUCCUUUCAGGAAGGCAGCAAUUUUUUUUUUUGUAGUUAUUAGUAUAACAUUAUCAUACAUUUCCUCAUAAUUUUAUUGAUACUUUAUGUGUGAGCUCUUGCAUUCAGCAAAAGUUAGGGCUUCCCCUUUUUGUGUUCUAGGUUCUAUUUAUGAUAAGUCAUUUCAUUUGUGUAAUUUUAUCUCAGAACACUUUGGUGGGUCUGGCCUUGGAUAUUUGGACCACUGCAUUAUUAUGGAAGAGAUGAGCAGAUACUCUGCAGCAAUUGCUCUCAGUUAUGGAGCACACUCUAAUCUGUGUGUCAAUCAAAUUUACAGAAAUGGUAGUGAUACUCAAAAAGAAAAAUACUUGCCUAAGGUUUGUUGUGAAUGAAAGAGAUGGAUAAUUCAUGUAUUAAACAUCUUGUAAAUUGGAAGAAUGCUUAAAUAAUUAAGGGUUUAAGAUGCACUUCGUGAACUAGUUAUUACAUGUUAGAGCUAAUUUCAACAAAUCCCACUUGGUCUUUUAAGAAUAAUUUCUCGUCAUAAAAAUCAUGAAUUAGAAUAAGGUCAUGCUUUUAACAUGCAAUAAUCUCUAUUUACCUAAAAUUUACUCUUAAAUGUUCAUGGAAAACAUUUCAACCCAACAUGAAAGUAUUAAUUUUUAAUCAACAAUUGAAAAGUUUUGUCACAAAAAUUCAGGAAUCUUAUUUCAAAUCAUCAUCAUCAUCAAUUCAUUUUACUAAGUUUCUACUCAUUUUAUUUAUUUGCCUAUUUCAUUAUUAUUAUUAUAAUUUCCAAUGUCUCUCAGUUGUUGAGUGGUGAACACAUAGGUGCCUUAGCCAUGAGUGAGACAACAGCAGGAUCUGAUGUUGUGGCUAUGAAAAUUAAAGCAGACAAGAAAGGUUAUAAUUGUUUUUUGUUUGUGUGCUUUUGUUUGUGUGUGUUAUUAGCGGUACAGAUGCAUGUAGCCGUAUUUUUAUGGAAAGCCUUAAUGUCUCCUGCAAUAAGACAUCUUGAUCUAAUGUGCUCAUUCCCAUUACCUGUGAGAACUGUGUGCAAAAUAGGUGUCUCGUUGAACUGCAGGCCACAAAUCAAAUUUUUAUUGGAUCUGAAACUUUGUAACAAUUAUAUAUAUUGUGGGUUGGUGAUGCAGUCAGUUAUAGAGGAACUUGUACGCAGUUAAAAGCAUUUCUCAAAAAGAAAUAAAUAUAAAACUUACAUGUAAUUUAAACUUUAAUAACCCCCCAUUGUAGUUGGAGCUAAUCAGACUAGGAAAUAAUGUUUUGAUUAAAAAACAAAAGAUUUAAAUGAAAAUUUUUUGUAUCCUUUUAAGUAGAUAGUAUGCUAUAUAUACUCGUAAUAGAAGGAGUGUGACCCUUACUGUUUCCUUCAAGUUGAGUUGGUCUGAAGAAUAUUUUCAAGUAUGCUGCAUAUUUUGUGGUUACAAAUGAAUUCAUUGCAUUUCAUCAGAGUUCUAUGUUAUUGGAACACAGGAAAGCUCAACUCACAUCAAUGUUUGCUGUAUAUGUAAUAUUGUUAAGUGAAAAAUGAAACACUAUAAGAAAACAAUUUACUAAUAGAUCUUUAAUUUUAGGGGAUUAUUAUGUUCUAAAUGGAACUAAGAUGUGGAUUACAAAUGGACCUGAUGCUGAAGUCCUGGUAGUUUAUGCCAAAACUGAUCCCAGUAAUCCUAAGCCACAACAUGGAAUAACUUGCUUUUUAAUUGAAAAGGUACGCUUGAAAAUUUUUAAUUGAUCAAUUGCUGAACCAAUUGAGAAUUGACUGUUAUUGAGCUUCCUUCAAUGACAUUGAAAUUGCAUGACGAUAUUUUUCAUGGAAAAGUUUAAUGACAUUCAUUUGCUAAAGCAAAAAAAACCUUUUUCUUCAUGGAGAAAACAUGAUCCAGCUGACUACUCUGACUCUCUCUCUCCAUGUUUACACACUUCUAGGGUAUGGAAGGUUUUACCACAAGUCCUAAGCUGGACAAACUCGGAAUGCGAGGAUCCAACACCUGUGAAUUGGUAUUCGAGGAUUGUAAAGUUCCAGGUAGCAUAUUAUAAUUUGUGAAAAUUUUCUCCCAUGGUGCAAAUUGUCAUAAGUUGAAUAUAAUUUUAUUAACAUUAUGUGCCUUUAUGUUAAUUUUAAGCUGCAAAUGUAAUGGGAGGUGAAGGAAAAGGUGUUUAUGUUCUAAUGAGUGGUUUGGAUUUGGAGAGACUUGUGCUGGCAGCUGGACCUGUAGGGUAGGUUUUUAAAACUACAGUUCUGUAUAAACUGGUGUUAUUCUUCAAAUGGCAAGUUUCCACCAUGUUUGAAAACAGGGUAGCUGGUGAAAACUAUUUUAACAUGAAGAAAGAAAAUAUCACCAGAAACAGGCUUUCAUGGUAACCAUGUAUCAACCUCUAUUAGUUGGCAACUAUUUUCAGCAUUUGGAACAUUGUCUUCUCAAACUGAGCAUGAUUUUUACAUAGGUCAGUGGAAGCCAUUGUUAUGUGUGUAUGAUAUAGGGAAAGAAUAAUGAAUGAUUUCUGCAAAAAAUAGAGUAUUACAGUUAUUAUAACAUUUUGACUUGUGUUCAAAAUAUUUUCCAUCAGCUGAGAGGUAAACGAAAGAAUUAUAAGUGAAAACCUUAAUUUGAGUGUCAGUGUGACACUAAACAGCCCUGACCAGAACCAAAAAAAACAUUGACAUUUAGCAUCUGAAAAGUUAAAGGGUAAUUCUUAAAUUUUGAAUAAAAAAUGAUAAGCAUAUAUUGCAAUAGACACCAGUGCCACUGUUGUCACCUGACAUGAAUGAAGCGAGACCCUGUGUGUCGGUCUGCAGUCACCCUCUGUAUCAACUGUUGUACUGCUAAGGUGUAUCAAGUUUAAGCCAUAUAUUUUCGGACCCCUAGGGUGAUGCAGGCAUGUCUGGACGUUGCAUUCCCUUAUGCUCAUCUACGAGAGAGUUUUGGAAAGAAAAUAGGUGAACAUCAGGUAAGGCUGAAUGUCAAGAAUAUGGUCUUAUAAUGCACAGAUAUUAAUCUCUCCAACUGCAUGCUUUUAAUCGACGACACCACUGCCUGCUUGUGCUUCAGCAGAGCGUGAGUGCCAUAGGCGACUAUCUUUUAUCUUAAUGGACUUGCAUAACUUUACUAUUAUGAAAGGUUUUGUGGCACGCACGAUAUCUGUGACAAAAGCCUUCAGGAAACCCAGUGUUUCUUCUACGAGUACAGCUUUGAAACGGUGGCAGAGUGGUUUACAGAUUCAUCCAUGUUGUCCUUUCAUUUUUUUUCUUUUCAGUUAAUUCAAGCCAAGAUGGCAGACAUGUACACGCGCCUGAGCGCAUGUCGCACCUAUGUUUAUUCAGUAGCUCGUGCGUGCGAUACUGGGCAUGUUAACUCCAAGGUACAUGUACAACUAUAUUCAAGAUGGAGAUCUCGUGUUUCAUAAGUGUUCGGUAGCGUUUUUAUGCAAACACAACAUACGUACAAGUACAGAAUGAGAACUCAAGGUUUUCAGAUGUACGGUACAAAUUAGUUAUUGCCUUGUUUUGACACCUUGCAAAACAACCCAUAUGAAGUUGGUGGAGGCCUCCAAAUAUUACAUGUAGUUCAGAAAGAUAGAAAAACACACCACAUAAUCCUUGUAUCUAAACUAUGUACGUUGCUUGUUUCCAGGACUGUGCCGGUGUGAUUCUUUAUGCUGCUGAAAAUGCAACUCAAGUUGCAUUGGACGCCAUUCAAAUUCUGGGUAAGUCUCUUUCUCUCUAUCUCUCUCUCGCCUCUCCGAUUAAAUUAAAUAAUUAGUUUGCUACCUUUCCUUUUUUUUUUUCUUUCGUCAAGCGGGUAACCUGUGGCGGAAGUCUCUAUUUAAACGCAAGUACACAUAGCACAGAUCUAGCAUUUAAAAAUUAUGCAACACACUACGCUGGCUAGCAGCUUCAUGACAAGAGCUACCGAUGCAAUGAGUUCUUGAGGACCAGAAGUUGCCUUCGUCUUAACUGAACAGAGAACGUGUCUUGUUUCUUUGACAAUUUUCGGUUUAUUAUUCUAUGUUGUUACGCUUUUCCCAUGCAGGUGGAAAUGGCUACAUAAACGACUACCCAACGGGACGAUUUCUACGAGACGCGAAGUUAUACGAGAUUGGCGCCGGCACAAGUGAGAUUAGAAGAUGGCUAAUUGGAGAGAAAAUCAACUCACAGUUCCUUUAGUUACCCUCAACUAUAAUAUAUUACAGAUCUGCUCUCAAAAAUCCUGCGCCGGGAUUAUCUCUAAUUUAUGAAAGAACAACGCGUAGAAGAAGGAGUGAUGAGCACAUAACCUUCGAGAAAACGUGAAUAGCGUAGUCGUAUUUAAAAUUAUAUAUAUUUUUGUUAUUUGGUGGAAUUGAACUGAGUCCUUUUAAAAGUAUUUAAGUAUUUUUUUCAAGAUUAAUUCUUAGUCUUUGGCAUGUAGAGUACUAGUGUCAUAGGCCUGGUCGUGGAUUUUUAACAGAGGAUUCAACACCAGUGUUCUAUUACAAAU
This is a messenger RNA of Pocillopora meandrina, 7128 nucleotides long. The record is from the annotation of a GenBank genome assembly. Lineage: Eukaryota; Metazoa; Cnidaria; Anthozoa; Scleractinia; Pocilloporidae.